UAUUUAUAUUCAUUUCUCUUCCAAUGAAUUCCAUAGCUGCUUUACAGUUCUCUUUAGCUUGCUAGCUUAUAAUCAACCCACACAAUACCUGUACCCCUUACAUUCUACCAAGACAGAAUAAAAGAGAGAAAAAUAAGAUCUUAUAGUUGUUGAAGAAUUUAUCAAAUGGGUUCAACUUCAGGAAAUGGAAGUAAUGGUAGUAGUAGUUCUUAUGAUUUGUCAUUUAAGAUUUUAUUGAUAGGUGAUUCAGGUGUUGGUAAGAGUAGCCUCCUUGUUAGCUUCAUUUCUAAUGAUACUGCACCGGAGAACAAUCUUUCUCCUACAAUCGGUGUGGAUUUCAAGAUCAAGCAACUGACUGUUGGUGGGAAAAAAUUGAAGCUUACAAUUUGGGAUACUGCUGGACAAGAAAGGUUCAGGACGUUAACCAGCUCUUAUUACAGAAGUGCUCAAGGGAUAAUUCUUGUCUAUGAUGUUACACGACGAGAAUCGUUUACAAACUUGUCAGAUGUAUGGGCAAAGGAGGUAGAGCUCUACUCAACUAAUCAGGAUUGCAUCAAAAUGCUUGUUGGGAACAAAGUCGAUAGGGAUGUUGAAAGGGCAGUCACAAGAGAAGAAGGUGUUGCUCUUGCAAAUGAUUUGGGAUGCUUAUUUCUUGAAUGUAGUGCAAGAACUCGAGAAAAUGUGGAGAAGUGCUUCGAGGAACUUGCUUUGAAGAUUAUGGAUGUUCCAAGUUUGCUGGGCGAAGGAUCUAAUGCAGUUAAAAAGAAUAACAUUCUGAAACAAAAACAGGAAUAUCAAACGCCUCCAAGCAGCGGCUGUUGCUCUUAAGGGUGCCACAUAACAAACAGAGACACUUGAGAAAAACAAAGAUAUCAAGCCAGUUCCCAACCAGCAGGCAUGAUAGAAAAACCCCGAAUGAGAUAUGAUGUAAAUGUUUUUAAUUUUCUUUCAAAAUGUGGAUUUCUUAAAGAAUUUGUUUAGUAAUGCCAGUGAUUGCAUAACAUCAACUAGAUAAUGUAAAACAUACCAAUGCUACCUAAAUCCGCUAUACUUUUCUCUUUCAAGUUCA
This is a messenger RNA of Papaver somniferum (opium poppy), 1069 nucleotides long. Its product is annotated as ras-related protein RABC2a-like. Gene Ontology annotation, molecular function: GTP binding; GTPase activity. Lineage: Eukaryota; Viridiplantae; Streptophyta; Magnoliopsida; Ranunculales; Papaveraceae. The transcript has 6 exons. The record is from RefSeq and is a predicted model, not a curated record. The coding region runs from base 166 to 828 and encodes 220 amino acids.